Messenger RNA from Leptosia nina, 1209 nucleotides. NCBI's taxonomy places the organism in Eukaryota, Metazoa, Arthropoda, Insecta, Lepidoptera, Pieridae. The record is from the annotation of a GenBank genome assembly.
AUGAAUGAUUUAUUGAGAUGUCGCCAAGAAAUUGGAUACAAGAAGGAUUUUGUUUUAAAUAUAGAUGUUAAUACAAAGAAUGAAAACCUUGUAUACGAUUUAACUACGAAGCGACUGACAAAACAGGCAAACUAUUUCGAUUCUUAUAUUUCCGAGGAUUACCGUCAUUCUAUGGCCUUGUUGUCGAAGUGGGAACGAUUAGAUCAAAAUGUGGAAGUCGUGGUAAAGGAAUUACAAAACUUAGCGAAUGACAUGUUCACUACGAUGUCGCGACUUGUGAGUUUAGAUUAUAAAUACAGUCAGCAACAGAAGUAUGGUCGAUUUUUGUACUAUCUAUCCCCGCCCACAUGGCGCUUACACAACAGGGAAUUUGCCAGAUCUGUGGAAAUAGAAGCAAAGGGGUUCGAUUAUGGGGAUUCUCAGGACGACGACACAUUCACUGUAGUAUUUGACAAAUUACGCAACAUAUGUUUUGGAAAACCUGUUAAUCCUGUUCUAUAUUUUACUCGUCCCGAAGAUCUUAUCGAAGUUUUUGAUGCAAUGGAAAGUCAGCAGUUGCAUUACUUGACUCACGUGACACAUUUAACACCAUAUAUAAAAAAUUUAAAAGUAGGUUUCCAAAAUCUUAAAGACAUAAUUACCAUGGAAAGUACGUCAGUUUUGAAUUCAAUCAAAUUGUUUGAAAGUCAUUUAGAUUUUUAUGAAGCCAGAUGUACCCACUUAAAAAAUAAAUUCUAUAAUAUACUGCACGGCAUGUUUUACGAUUCAGUCGGGACUAUAGACGUUUUAAAACUGAAGCUACAUCUCGAAUUUUGCUUUGAAAAAGUUCUUCUACAGAAGCCAACGAAUAUGGAUAUAGUUUGUAUUGCAAAGCACAUUGAAAAAUUUUACAUGGACUAUUCGUAUCGGUUAGAUAACAUUCACAGUGAAACUGUGCGUCGAGCUAUCUCAAAAUACCAAGAAAAAGAAAAACAAAGAUUAUUAAGAGGUAAAAAAGCAACUAAGGAAUUGCGUCUUUUUAAUCGAUUAGAAAAACAAUUGCUUAAUGUUUAUGGAUUAGCAGACACAGACGUUAGGAAAAAAUCUGACAAUCUGCUUAAUAAAAGUAAAACUACUAAGACUCGUCCACAAUAUAACUCAACUGACAUCACCAAACCUGAAUCGUUGACAGAUGACGAAAUAGAAUAUUUAAAGCUAUUCACAGAUUAG